ACAGAAUAUCCACAGCGAAAGUAAAACGGUCAAAGGAAACAUUGGAAAUUACCAUGCCGGUAGUUUGCUGGCGUUGCAAAUCUGCAUUUCACACUCAUUUGGUAAGGAAUCCUGAAGUUGUACGGAAAAUUUCAUCAUGUCAAACGAAAUCGUUUACAAGCGUCGAAAAUCUGUUGUCAUUCAGCGAACGAAAAAGAGAACAUCGUCCAACGAUGAUGCAUUUGAUCGAAGGUACAAGGCGGCUGUUAAGGCCUAUCACAACUACAUGGAGGGAUUAAACCUGAUUCUGAAGGAGAAAGAAGCAAAAAUUUGCAAAAUUCUUCGUAAGCGUAGCACGCCGCUCUGGUUUCAAGAGCUGACCGACGAGCAGUGCGCCAUCUGUGACCAGCUGCUCGACGCCAUCGCGGACGAUACGGAUGAGCGUACGUUCCAUCGCACAUCGGCACUGCUCCGAAAGCUAGGCGUUUAUCCGAUUUGCCCCAACAGAGUCCUGCGCACCUCGCUGAUUCUAUGCAAUGGGAAUGAUCUGUCCUUCAUCUGGCUGCUGCUCGAGCUACAUUACAUACGCAGUCCCGGGCAGGACAAUAAUUCCCCCCGGGCGAAGGAUUACACGAUCAACGAACGGUUGCUUCUGUCGGCGAUUGCUCACCUGGAUAUGAUGACCACGUUGCGAGGAUUGGAGAAAGUGCUGCCUCCAAAGAAACCUACGCGUCCGACCUCAGUCGCAGCGAGCGUUGCUGAAACAUCCCAUCGAAAGUCCCCUUUCCCUCGGACCAAAUCUCCAUAUCUGCAACGGCAAAAGGUGUUCGUAACGGGUUUCACCGUUCCGGUGAAGAUCCAACCUCAUCGGGACGAAUUUCUUGGCCGGUAUGCAAAGUACCGCGAUCCGGAGCACAUUAUUCGCAACGAAGAGUCCCGUUGGUUUACGCGGUGCGGAGGAUCCCGGCGCAAUCUGUACUCCAGCGAGUACUACCUCUCUGCGGACGAUUCCCAGUACAUGUGUUCGAGCAGCAACUGCUCGAUCAACAGUGCCGGUGCGGUCGUGAUGGACCUGUUGAAUGACCACAUCCGUAACAUGGUGGCACGGGUUGAAUGUUGCCAGAUGCUCUGCCCCAAACACCACCAACUGGAUGAGCAAGGAGCGAAGGUGUUGGAAAUACUGCAGCGAAACACAUCCGCUAAACAGGUGCUGAUGCAGGCGGUUCGUGCCCAGUGUGUACAGUGGGCCGACGAGGAGCAACAGAACGACGCCAAACGCCAGGUGGAGAGUUUGCUGAAGCGCCUGGCGGACGAGGCGGUAACGAUGGCGAUCCUGGAACCGACCAGCGAUUGUCCCGAGUGUUGGGAGCGCUUCGAAGUGCAGAAGAAGAUGCUGAAGGGACAAAAGUGUAACUGCACAGAGUCGGAAGGUUCGGACACGCUGGUACCGGAGUCGAUGGCCAAUGUGGACCAGCGUUACUUUAAGUUCUGCGACAAACCAGUUCCGUACGAGUUUGAUCAUGAUACAAUAUUUUACGGAGAUGAGCGGGUUGAGCCCACGUGUCCGAUCAAGUGUGCCAUACAGCGUGCGCUCGGUGUGGACCAAACCGGCCGGAUUAAGGACACGGACAUUGACCAAGCGAUCGAGCGGUUUGCCAAGAUGACGUGGGAAGAAGAGGUGAAACAUUGGCAGGAACGGACCAAGGCAACGGAUGAUGACCACGAAUCGCCAUCGGUGACGACGGAUCCGCUGGACGUUAAAUACAUCGAGGCGACCGAUGGGACCGAUCUACAGGAUCUGUUGAAGCGCGCUCUUCGCCGGCUAACCGAAAAUCCAAUGUACCUGUUAGCUACCUUCCCUUGCGUCGAUCGGCUACCGAUCCUGCAGGCCUGGAUUCGGGAUCGCUACGACGUGCCGAUCGAUCCGCGGGAAAGGGAAGCUGCGCUGCUGGAAAGCAAACACUUCUGGAACUAUCUCAUACCGCGUGCCACUUCCGUGCGCUGGCCAUCGCGCAAGGAUACUGGACUGCAGCUGCAGGUUAACUGGAACUACAAAACCAAGCUGGAAACGACGGCGGCCAGUUUGAUGUACAAAUUUUACCGAAAGUUUAAAAACGUUCAAAUACAAGAGGGACGCAUCUGGUGGACGAGCAUGGUGCCGUACCAUUCCGGGCCGGACAGAUUCCGGCAGACGUUUUCGGCCUACUUUCCCAACUGUGAGCCGGCCAUGGUACCGCAGGUACGUCCGUGGCGUCCAUUCCAGUACCGAGUGAUGCCAACGGCGAAGGGUACGAACAGCAGAACCAGAUUCUAAGCCAUUUCGAGUUUGAAUUGAAAGUAGAGCAUUCGUCGCACGAAAAAAA
Molecule: messenger RNA, 2342 nt
Organism: Anopheles gambiae (African malaria mosquito)
Lineage: Eukaryota; Metazoa; Arthropoda; Insecta; Diptera; Culicidae
Exons: 5
Coding region: 137-2293 (718 amino acids)
Source: RefSeq, a predicted model, not a curated record